Messenger RNA from Lathyrus oleraceus (garden pea), 1133 nucleotides. RefSeq names its product polyadenylate-binding protein-interacting protein 5. The record is from RefSeq and is a predicted model, not a curated record. NCBI's taxonomy places the organism in Eukaryota, Viridiplantae, Streptophyta, Magnoliopsida, Fabales, Fabaceae. The coding region runs from base 190 to 753 and encodes 187 amino acids. Gene Ontology annotation, molecular function: ubiquitin binding. The transcript is spliced from 3 exons.
AAGCACUGUUUAAUUUAUUUACAUUUAUAUACAAAAUAAAUAUAAAUACCGAAAAUAAAAACAUUUUCACUUUUCUCUGCCUUUCUUUCAGAUCGCUCUCGAAAAUUAGGGUUUCGUGAUCUUUGUCUAACUGGAAAAGGAAGAACAAGAAGAAUUGUUUAUCUAUCUGAUCUGAUUUUAACAGUAACCAUGAAGCCACGAAAGUCUUCUUUGAAUCCAUAUGCAGCCGCAUACGUUCCUGUCUCUAAAAGGGAUGCUACUGCUAGAUUUUAUGCGACGGAAGACGAGAAUAACAGUUCCCAAGACUAUGAUGGGACUGCAUGGUAUCAGGCUCCUCAGUAUGCCACAAAUAAUGUCCAGCUUCUCAAGAAAACCCCCCAAAGGCUCUCUCCGGGGAAAAGCCAGCCUGCUUCUAGUUCUUACUUUUCAUCCCCACAGACUGUAGCACCGCUGGCAGAUAAUCAUUUUAUGGAUGAGGAGUUCGAUAUAGAUUUGGAAUAUCUUAGGAUGACAUUUCCUGGGAUAUCUGAUGAGUCGCUUGUAGACGUCUACAACGUAAACGGUGGGGACCUGGAUGCUGCUGUUGACAUGCUCAGCCAACUUGAGUUUGACGAUGCUGUUGACUCUUCUGGAAAUCUUCCAGACUCACUGGAUAUUGGUGAUGUUUCAGAGCCUACAUUGCCUGCUAAUUCUGCUUCACCAAAACAGAAGAAUGCGACAGCUGAAGCCAGUACUUCCUUUGGUCACUUGUGAAUUGAUUUCCAAAUGUGAAUGGUGAAUUGUUUUUCUACCCACAAUUGGUUUGGUUGGAUAUAAAUAGUGUAAAAACAGGAAAUUUUACUUUAGGGUGAAGAUAUUUCACAUGUGUCAAUUUAUAGACUGUAUAGUCCUCAGCUGCGUCUUGUUUUGCUUAAUAUGGUCUGAAGUGUUUUGCUUUUGAUGAGUUGCUUGUGCAGCGUUCCAUUGUAUGAAUUUGAAGGCCAGUGAAAACAAAGUUGGCCAAAAGAGUUAUAAGGAAAAAUACACAUCCAAGUGAAGGUGGUUUUAGAUAGGUGGCUUGUUGACUGCCUGAAUUGUACUUUGGUGAGCAACUUUGGGGCUUUUACAAUAGAUACUAUUAUACAUUAGUUUCA